ACCAUUCUUCUUCAAACCCUUUCCACACUGAAAACUUCCGCCGUUCGCCUCCCUGUUGUCCAUGUCGGCCCCGGACGGACGUAAGCUCGGCGACAUCCUGGCUCCGCCACCAUUUUCACGGCCGCGGAACCGAUCUAUGUGGUACAGCCCCCUUUUCAGACGUAGGAGCUCAAGUGAUCCGCCAAGUUCAGUUCAAGAGAAACCCAUGGAGACAGCUAACAGCUCAAGUGAUCCCCCAAGUUCAGCUCAAGAGAAACCCAGGGAGACAGCAGACUCAGCAGUGACUUAUAAGUAUAAUCACGGCCACAAGCCUGUGGUUCAGCGCUCUUGCGUGACUCGUGACAGCCACAGCCAUCCUCCGCGUCUUAUGGAAGAAGAUGAGGAUGAAGAGUUAACCGAGCCCAUUUCAAACAAUAGCGAAGAAGAAGAUGAUGAGGAUGAAGAGUUAACCGAGCCCAUUUCAAACAAUAGCGAAGAAGAAGAUGAUGAGGAUGAAGAGUUAACCGAGCCCAUUUCAAAACAUAGCGAGGAAGAAGAUGAUGAGAGGAUGAAGAGUUAACCGAGCCCAUUUCAAAACAUAGCGAGGAAGAAGAUGAUGAGAGGAUGAAGAGUUAACCGAGCCCAUUUCAAAGAAAUAGGCAAUGAACCGUCAGCACUUGAUUUACGGCUUAUUUGUUGUUUUGGCAGCUUUUGUUUGAAGAUCUUUUCACUCUUGACAAGUGUGUGGUUUGCAAUUCUAGAUUUCUAUUACCGUUUUUGUUUUAAAAAAAAACAGUUCUAGAAAAUGCAUUAUAUUAAAAUGCAGCAAAUGAAUGAAAGCAGCAUGUUCUU
This is a messenger RNA of Rubroshorea leprosula, 831 nucleotides long. The record is from the annotation of a GenBank genome assembly. Lineage: Eukaryota; Viridiplantae; Streptophyta; Magnoliopsida; Malvales; Dipterocarpaceae.